Messenger RNA from Pyricularia grisea, 2472 nucleotides. RefSeq lists its product as uncharacterized. The transcript has 2 exons. The record is from RefSeq and is a predicted model, not a curated record. Bases 800 to 2020 code for a protein of 406 amino acids. Lineage: Eukaryota; Fungi; Ascomycota; Sordariomycetes; Magnaporthales; Pyriculariaceae.
ACCCCGGCUGACGAUCCUUAUGCCUCGACCCGCAAGGGGCAAGGUUGGAAAAAAGCGAUGGGCUGAGCUCUGAGUGGUAGGAAGCACCCCUGCAAGCACAUUCAGGGACAAGGGCGUUCCCCUAAUUCUGGUAGAGUAUGUGAGAUGGAUGGCUACCGAUGGCUUCGUAUAUCAUGGCUCCCCUUUUUUACUUUUGCCUUCUUCUUUUUUGUCCCUCUCUACCUACCAUCCCGCAUCAUCCCCGUUCAUUCUCUUGCGCCUCGUGGCCAAUCGUCUUUGGAUACCCCUUCCUUUGCUCUGUCGAGCCCUUACCUUCUUUUCGGGAUCUAGAAUCAAUUGGGCUUUAGCUCCAUUCCUAGAACCACAUUCAUUUUUUGCCAUCCAAUUCGUAGGUUGUCUUACCUCGUCACGCAAGACACGGCAGCUUUGUCUCUUGCCAACAAAUCGAUAUAUAAGACUGGGAUCCCAACCUCCCAGCCUUCACUUUCUCUUGUCCAACUCAUCAUCGACAACAUUCACAGCUUCAUUCUUUAGGACGGCUACGCCUCCUCUGACUUCGUUCCUUGUCUUGUUUGACUUGCACAACAAAUACUAGCCCGGAGCAGUACCUCAUUCCUUCAUAUCAAGUCAACAAACAAGAUCUUCAAGUGCUUGCACUCAUACACUCUCUAAGCUGCCUGUUUGUUGGACCCCUUGUCUUCAGCAGCACCUUUUUUUUUCAUUUCAACACAUUUCGACUAUCAGUGUCCUUUUCGAUUCGAUUCUUGGAAACAACCAAACCCAAAUUUUAUUCUUCAAAAUGUACUUCAACAGCAUCGCUACCGUCUUUGGCCUGGUUGCCAGCGCCAACGCUCACAUGCUCUUGGCCUACCCUCCUCCUUUCCCCGGUAACCAGAACGGUCCUCUUGGAGAUGGUAUCAACUUUCCUUGCCAGGGCAAGAUGUCCGGUGGCACUCCCACCACAAUGUCUCUCGGAUCCACCCAGAAGCUUACCUUCCAGGGUGGUGCUACCCACGGCGGCGGCUCUUGCCAGGUCGCUCUGACCGACGAGACGGCCCCCACUGCCGCGACCAAAUUCCGCGUCAUCACCUCGAUCCAGGGCGGCUGCCCCCUCAGCAGUGACGGCAACAACGGAAACGAUGCCAGCGCCGCUCUCGACUCUGGUCUUCAGUUCAAGAUCCCCGACAACAUCCCCGCCGGCAAGUACAUCCUGUCCUGGACCUGGAUCAACCGCAUUGGCAACCGUGAAUUCUACAUGAACUGCGCCCCGGUCACGCUCACUGGAACCGGCGGUGACAAGUCCAAUCUUGACAAGCUCCCGGAGAUCUUUGUCACCAACUCGCCCUCGUCCAACACCUGCCAGACUCCUGAGGGGAAAGACUACAUUUACCCCAACCCUGGUGCGGUUGUUUUCAACAAGGGCGACCCGUCGAGGCUCGUUAAACUCACCUGCCCUGCCAACACCCCUGGUGGUCAGGCCAGUACCGACAGCACCGGCAGUGGCAGUGGCAGCAACAGUGGCAGUGGCAGCGGCAGCAGCCAGGGCGACAAGCCCGCUAACACCGCAACCCCUACUGGUGGUAGCAAGCCGACCUCUUCCCCUCUCCCUGGCAACGGUAUCAAGGCUCCUGCGUCUGGAAACAACAACAACACCGCCGAUAAGCCCGCUGAGCAGCCUGCUGCCACACCUACUCCCACUUCCACUUCCACACCCAAGGCCCCCGCCUCAACGCCUUCUGCCGCUCCUUCUGCUCCCUCUUCUUCGCCGGCCACUGGCAACAGCGGUUCGGGUAACAGCAGCUCGGGCUCGGGCUCGGCCAACGACGAGGGAGCUAGCUCCGGCGGUGCUUGCACCCCCGGUGAGUUCAAGUGCGUCGGCGGCAACGCCUUCCAGCAGUGCACCGCCGGCAAGGUAUGGGCUGCCCAGAUGCAGAUGGCCACCGGCACCAAGUGCGACUCAGGCGCAGUCACCACCUCCCUCUACAGCCUCUCCAAGCGCGAGGUCAGUUUCCGCGCUUAAAGGCAUUGCGAGUUGAAUGCCAGGGCGAUCGGAGAGAGAGACGCCUUAGAUGGCGGUGUGUAUUCACUUCUUGUACGAGUCUUUGGCUCAUUUUUUAGGGACGGGAUUUUUGUGUUCACGACAUUCAUGCAUAGGCCGGCUUGGCGAAACCAGUUCUGUACUUGUUCUUUUUUAUGUUUGUUUUCUUUUGUCGACUCGGUUUGGACAUAUGAUACCAUUCUUUCCCCAAUCCUUUGGAAAGUAUCUUACAUUCUACUGUACAUAGCACAUUUUCUUCACAACUUUUUACGGGUGGGCGGUUACUCUCAAGGUGACGGACACCAACAAAAAAACAGGGGAUCAGAUGAUCAUACUCAGCAUACACUUGCAAUAGACAUUGCUCUAGCGAAAAUUUUCUUCUUUUUUUCAAAAUCGCAGUCGCAGCCAUAAAAAUGCCUCUUCACAUUUUCAUA